Messenger RNA from Mizuhopecten yessoensis (Yesso scallop), 2282 nucleotides. RefSeq lists its product as uncharacterized. The transcript is spliced from 2 exons. The record is from RefSeq and is a predicted model, not a curated record. NCBI's taxonomy places the organism in Eukaryota, Metazoa, Mollusca, Bivalvia, Pectinida, Pectinidae. The coding region runs from base 697 to 2217 and encodes 506 amino acids.
CGCAUUUAUUUCAACAUCAACAAAGCUACAUACAAAUGUAUUUAAUAACAACCACAACACUAUCCUAUGUCAACCGCAUAACUAUCUCGCGGCUGAUCUUUAUACAGAGUGCAUCCCGGAAGCGCUAUCCACAUUUCUCUUGCAUAGCUUCAAUAACCACCUUUCAAAACAUUUAAAACCAGUGUAUAAAUUGCUAAACAAUUAAUUGAUGCUUCACCUACAUCAGAGAGUUUUAGCAUGCAGAGUUCUCUCUCUGAGAGUCAGUAGCCCAUUUACAAAUGAAGUGUCGGACAAAGUGACGUAUCAAACUGACCAGUACUGUUACUGAGUACGUGAACAGCGAGUUACAUGUGAAAAUGGGAUGAUAUUCCACGCAUUAUCUAUACAUGUGUUAAUGAUACAAUUGAUGAGACCAUAAAUAACAAAUACCCACGCUUAAUAAGUCGAUAAUGGCAGCCUACCGCAUUACGUCCCUUUGACGCGACUCUAACACCACCACACUUGUGACAAAAGUUGCAGACGCGCGUAAGGUAGUUCCGGUGUAACCAAGGUCCGGCGUCUAACGUCGUGAGGGUGUUGACAUCUAGUGUGUAUCAAUCAAUACGUGCCGUUUUGAUAACAUAUGAUGACAUAAGACCAUCAUAAUGCGGAAUUGUCAUUCGAUAACAAAGAUUUUAGGAUGAACGAGCAGAUAACAUGGACGAUCGAAAGGACGAUAAAGAUUCUAUCAUUGUUAAGGGAGGGAAAAGAUACUGUUUACUGUGCUCCAACUAUGCAGGUAAAAUUUGUGAUGAUGGUACAACAGUAAAACUGCACUGCAUUCCAUCAGGUGACGGUGCCGAUCAAACAACAAGGAGAUCAUUGUGGAUUCAAAAAAUCAAACUUGUGCGACCAGAUGCUCCAAUUAGCUCCAACUCUAGACUCUGCAAUUUCCAUUUUGAAAACAAUAUAUGCAAACAGGGAUCUAUUCCAUCCAAAUUGAAUCUGACCACACCAAGGAAAAUAGUGUUACCCCGCAGACCUUUAGUGCGCUAUUCUGAAUUUGAGAACACUGAAAACAUUCCCUGUAGGGAUACAUGUAUAUCUUCUACUAUUGGUUCUUUGUCUUUAAAGGAAAGUUCUGAAACACAGACUGACCCUAUAGUUGGGGAUUCCGUAUAUGUCCAGACAUCAGAUGUGCAUGUAAGAGAUGAUGCUACACAGACACAAUUAAAUAAGGCCAAAUGUAUGAAAUCAUCUGCAUCUCAGACAUUUGUUCCUAUUUUCAAACCAGAGGUAAUUGAAAACGAUGAUGAGAAGACAAAAUAUUAUACUGGUUAUCCAAAUUAUGCAACAUUUUUACUGUUUUUUACUACUUUCUGCAAGCAUGGUGCAGAAAAGUUGACUUACUGGGAAGGGGAAAAAAGAACUCAACUACAUGCAGAAGACAGAAAGUAUUCCCACCCAAAUAUUGAGAAACCUGGGAAGAAAAGGAGCCUACGAACAAUCGAUGAGUUCUUCAUGGUGUGUUUGAAGUUGAGGCAUGGUCUUCGGCAAGAAUUCCUUGCAGAUUUAUUUAGUGUGUCUGUUAUGACAGUUUCUCGAAUCAUUAAUACAUGGAUAAAUUUUAUGUUUGAUCACAUGCAGUCCCUUAUCCCAUGGCCAUCAAGAGAACAAAUUUUAAGCAAUUUGCCUAAACAUUAUACAGAAAUGACUCGGGUUCGGAUAGUUGUAGAUGCUACAGAAUUCUUUUGCGAGAAACCGGGAAACUUGGAGGCUCAAUUUCUGACAUGGAGUGAAUACAAACACCAUAACACAUAUAAAGUUUUAAUUGGAGUUGCACCCAAUGGUCUAGUAACAUUUGUGUCCAGGGUUUGGGGAGGGCAUGCAUCAGAUAGACAUAUUGUGCAAAAAGAUGGUGACCUCUUCUUACCAAAGUUAGAACCUGGAGAUGUUAUUCUUGCAGACAAAGGCUUCACUGUUGGAGAUUUACUUCCUGCACAUAUAGGACUAAAUAUGCCACCAUUUGUAUCAUCUAGUUGUCAGAUGAGUGUACAGGAAUUCUUUAAAACUCAACAAAUAGCUGCUCCCAGGAUUGUUGUUGAAAUGAAAAUGGAGCAAAUCAAGAACUUCAAGAUAUUACAAUCUGUGCUACCACUUGCUGAAGUUCAUUUAGCUGAACAAAUAAUUAUGAUAUGUUGUGCCAUGACAAAUUUGUACGAACCCUUACUGAAGUGAAUUAUGCUGUUUGCAAUGUCCUGUAUUUAAGAUUUCUAGAUUACUACAUAUCAGAUCAUGUAAAA